Molecule: messenger RNA, 1530 nt
Organism: Alternaria viburni
Lineage: Eukaryota; Fungi; Ascomycota; Dothideomycetes; Pleosporales; Pleosporaceae
Exons: 2
Coding region: 1-1530 (509 amino acids)
Source: RefSeq, a predicted model, not a curated record
AUGGCGAGUGGAACGAAGAAGCGACGAAAGUCGCAGUCUCCGGCCUGCGAUACCGCUUCAAAACGCGCACGUGUUACCUCGAAACGUACCCAACACGCCGAGCCAAAUUCGAAUUCGUCGCGCGCCGGAUCUGUCAAAGACACAUACCGGGCGCAGAAGCAGGGCCGCUCGAUAUCACUACCCACUGGAGACGACUGGGUGUUCCGUGUGAAAGUUAUUUCGUCCGCGACCGACCUGGGGAAUGAUCUAUUCAAGAACGCAGUACAGGGGCUUGUAAGGAUCUGCUUUCCUGAGGGCAUCCUCGACCAACUGGGACCGCAGGUACUGGAGCAACAUAUGCGUGAAGAGAAGGCACCCGAACAAAACAUCGAGAGAAUGGGGGAUUUAUUCCGAUCCGAGAUGGCUCAACGUGUGGCCUCCAUGAUAGCAGGGCAUCUCGACACGGCUGCCAAAGUCGACUCGGUCCUGGGAACUAUCUUGUUUGCCAGCGCAAGAGCUCAUGGAGAUAACCUUGGAGAGGACAUAUUGGGUUAUGUCACUGAUAGCCUACUCAAGCUGAAGGUAAAAGCCUCUGAACGCUCGACAGAGUGGUUAGCCGGCGGUGACGCGGCAGCAACAGAAGAAGAAGAAGAGGGUAGUAGUGAUGGAGAGAGCAGCACCAACGAUAUCUCUAACAAAGAGCUUACGCCACCGCCAAAGACGAAGAAACCCAAGAAGCGAGAUAGGAAACAACAACGCGCGCGCUCGAAGACACCAGAUGACAUCUUAGAAGACGUUGAAGUGGAUAACAACGUACCGGCGACACUGCCUAAGCAACACACAUCGAAGAACAAAGACCGAAAGAUUUCUUCUACAUGGAAAUGGCAUGUUGACGCGGCAGAGCUCGCAGACGAAGACGUGGCUGACACCUUUCCACGCACGAGCGACCUGUUUGCGUAUCACGCAUUACCGAUUUCUCAACGCAAGCUUGGACCCAGUGCAUCAAAGAAAGAGAUCAGAUGUGAGAUGCAGUCGCUACUCGAUGGCACGCCCCAAGAGGAGUUUGAGAAGUGGGUCGAGAGUUUGCAAAAGCUACUUGAUGGUGACCGCGAUAUGUUGGAGCGACAAGAGUCAACAUCUUUGGAUCACCAGCAGCAGUUGAGUCGUGUAACCCCGGCGCCUAUUGAUACACGGAGACACUCUCAAAAAGCCACGGGCAACAUAUCAGGCAGUUCGACCUAUCCUGAAACCGAUCUAGAAAGGGGUAAUGGACCUUCGCGCCAGGAUACUUUCGUCAAACGCGAAGUUGUUGUUGAGUCAAUGGAACAACCACAUACGCCUAAUCAAAUCCAUCGAAAUGAUUCGUUAUCGGAAGCUACGGCUACCUUACGACAAGUUUCAUUAGAGGAGAGCCGUACUCCGUUGCUUGGGCAGGUUUCGGAGCAAGUAGGCGGGAAAAGUUUCCCGAGUCACGCAAGUAUGCUGGAUUGGGUUAGUGAUGCUUUGCUAUCUUAUAUCAUCGAGCUAAUCAAAAUCAGGCAUCAGGGAUGA